AUGGUACCAAAUCUGCGGUUCCAGUGCUUCCAGAUCUGCGGUUCUCUCCUCCUCCGCGGUGUGUCGGUGGUGCUCUGUGUUCUUCCGGUUGUCUCCCUUACAGCAGAGGUCUCCACGUCGCCUUAUUCAGAGCUUGGCGGCGAGGUGUUUGCUCUGUUUCUCUCCAGGUUGCAACAGGUUCUAGCUCGUUGUGGCAAGCCGUUGGCUGCUUUCUCUUUCCUCUUCUUUUACACCGGGGAAGACACUCAAGUGGAAAGUUGCUUGAUUUUGGGAUCUCGUUUCGGGAUUGAGAUUGGGAAGCGACUUCUCUCGAGCUCCUUGCUGAGUUUGGCUCUUUCUGCUUAUUUGCAUUCCCAUGUCGCCGGUGUGUUGGUGGUUCGUUCGAGUUUGUAUCCGAGUUGGUCGUCUUUGCAGGUUUCCUUAGGCGUUGGUUUUUGA
Microthlaspi erraticum is the source of this 438-nucleotide messenger RNA. NCBI's taxonomy places the organism in Eukaryota, Viridiplantae, Streptophyta, Magnoliopsida, Brassicales, Brassicaceae. The record is from the annotation of a GenBank genome assembly.